AUGGAAACUUUGAUAUGGCCCAAGAUCAGCUUGCUGGUUCUUGUGUUGUGCAUAUUGGUUUCUUUCGAUAACCACAAACACACUAACAACACCAACACAACCAUUUCCGUUCCGUUAGUCUCUUUAUCCGUCAAGAACGAGAACUAUGAUUCUUCUUCUUCUUCUUCUUCUUCUUCUUCUUCUUCUUCUUCUUCUUCUCACUCACUCCUUGAAUAUGAUUUCUACCGCGAUUCCUGCCCCCAGGCAGAGCGCAUUGUUCGCACAACAACUCACCAUCUCUACCAAGCCACACCCAAUUUGGUUCCUGCUAUCAUUCGUCUUGCUUUCCAUGAUUGCUUUAUUCAGGGAUGUGAUGCUUCUGUUUUGUUAGAUGAUGAUGAUUUCAUUGACUCAGAGAAGGAGGCUCCUCCCAAUGGAAGUCUCAGAGGUUUUGAUGUAAUCGAGAUCAUCAAAUCCAAACUUGAAGAAGCAUGCCCUGGGGUUGUUUCUUGUGCUGAUAUUCUUGUAUUGGCAGCAAGAGACUCCGUGGUUCUGGCUGGUGGUCCAUUCUAUCCGUUACAUACAGGAAGGAGAGAUGGUUCUAACUCCUUCGCUGACAUUGCAACAUACGAGCUUCCUUCACCCUAUGGUGAUUUAUCACAAACCCUUGCUUCCUUCAAAACAAGGGGGUUUGAUGAAAGAGAGAUGGUCACUCUCCUAGGUGCCCAUAGCAUUGGUGUAAUCCACUGCAAAUUCUUCCAAGACCGCCUCUAUAACUUCAAUGGAACUAAUGAACCUGACCCCACUAUAGAUAUUGAAUUUCUAAACCUACUAAGAUCAAGAUGCAAUUACUCAAAUGCAUCUUCCUCUUCAGUAUCAGGAUACAAAUCCCAUGGCUCACCUUCAUCACAAGCAUUUAACGCAACUCCGCUUAAAGGCUUACCUUCUUCCUUAGUUGAAGAACCUGGAAUGGCUAUGGAGUUUGAGCAACAUGGAUCAGAUUUUGGGACGUUAUACUACCGCAGCCUAUUGCAAAGUAGAGGAAUCCUCUAUGCUGAUCAGCAACUAAUGGAAGGGGAAAUAACCAAGAAUUGGGUUGAAGCAUAUGCAUUCAAUCCUACUUUGUUCCAUCAAGAUUUUGCCCUGGCAAUGAUGAAACUCUCAGAUAUCCGGGUCUUGACCUUGCCUAUGGGACAGAUUCGGCUAAAUUGUUCAAAGGUUGCGUGA
Gastrolobium bilobum is the source of this 1206-nucleotide messenger RNA. Its product is annotated as putative Peroxidase 48. Bases 1 to 1206 code for a protein of 401 amino acids. NCBI's taxonomy places the organism in Eukaryota, Viridiplantae, Streptophyta, Magnoliopsida, Fabales, Fabaceae. The record is from RefSeq and is a predicted model, not a curated record. Gene Ontology annotation, molecular function: heme binding; peroxidase activity. The transcript is spliced from 4 exons. Gene Ontology annotation, cellular component: plasmodesma; plant-type cell wall. Gene Ontology annotation, biological process: hydrogen peroxide catabolic process; response to oxidative stress.